Dicentrarchus labrax (European seabass) is the source of this 5022-nucleotide messenger RNA. RefSeq names its product Rac/Cdc42 guanine nucleotide exchange factor (GEF) 6 (gene arhgef6). Gene Ontology annotation, molecular function: protein binding; guanyl-nucleotide exchange factor activity. The record is from RefSeq and is a predicted model, not a curated record. NCBI's taxonomy places the organism in Eukaryota, Metazoa, Chordata, Actinopteri, Moronidae. Bases 271 to 2586 code for a protein of 771 amino acids. The transcript has 22 exons.
ACAAUACGGGAGAGAAAGUGCCCUCUGCCAGCAUGUGCUACUUUGCAGUGGAAAAAAAUCCUCCUGUGUAUUGUUGAGGUGCCUAUUUGCCAGUAGGGGUGAUCAUCAGUUUUGCGUAUAGAAACAGCGUCGUCCUUCCCCCCACCGCCUUUUUUUAACUUCUAGCAGAAGUGCGGAUGUGAGUUGCAUAUUGAUACGGAACAGGCCGCCAGUUUUUUUUUUUUUUUUUUGUAGCAAUGCGUGCUUAGGCAAUGAUCAUUUUGUGGAGCUAUGAAUCCAGAGGAGCAGACAGUAACGUGGUUAAUAUCCCUAGGAGUGCUCAGCUCGCCUAAAAAGAACAUAGCGGACCCCGAGGAGUUUCUGAAAACAUCGUUAAAGGAUGGGGUCGUCUUGUGCAAGCUCACGGAGCGGCUCAUACCUGGCUUCACUCCCAAGUAUUGCCAGGAACCGAGGACUGAAGCCGACUGCCUUUCCAACAUCAGGGAGUUUUUAAGAGGAUGCUCGACCCUGAAAGUGGAGGGGUUUGAACCAGAGUGGUUAUACACUGGCGAGAAUUUUGGCAAGGUACUGACCACUUUGCUGGCAGUCAACUUCGCCACACAAGACUGUGCUGCUGAGAGGUCAUGUACGCAGUCCGGUGCCUCCUCUCCUAGUCAGUCGACAUCUUCACACACACUUGCCAAAUCCAAAGGCUCUCUGCGUAGGCAGUCCAAAUCAGUGGAGAUGUCUGAGAACGGUGGAGGUGGGCAGCAGAUGGUGAAGGCCCGCUUCAACUUCAAGCAGAACAAUGAGGAUGAGCUGUCCUUCAAUAAAGGUGACAUGAUCCUGGUGACGCGGCAGGAGGAGGGAGGAUGGUGGGAGGGGUCGCUCAAUGGCAAAACGGGCUGGUUCCCCAGUAACUACGUCCGGGAGAUCAAACCCUGCGAGAAGACAGUGUCUCCUAAAGGAACUCAGCUGACCAAGAACUACUACAGCGUGGUUGUACAGGACAUAUUGGAACAUGAGCGGGAGUUUGUCAAGGAAUUGCAAACAGUGCUGAGUUGUUAUCUACGACCCCUCCAAACCAGUGACAAGCUGAGCAGUGCAGACAGCGCCACCUUGUGUGGAAACCUGGAGGAGAUCCUCACCUUCCAGCAAGGACUAUGUGUGGCUUUAGAGGACUGUACAAAAGUCUCAGAGGGCCAGCAGCGAGUGGCGGGCUGCUAUUUAAACCAGAUGUGUCAGAUCAAGACCCUGUACAUGGCUUACUGUUCCAGCCACCCGUCAACUGUUUGCAUCCUCACUGACCACAGUGAGGAGCUAGACAAGUUCAUGGAGAGCCAGGGAGCCAGUGCUCCAGGGAUCCUGACCCUGACCACCAGUCUCAGUAAGCCCUUCAUGAGGCUCGACAAAUACCCCACCCUGCUGCAGGAGCUGGAGAGACAUGUGGAGGAAGCCCACCCAGACUAUGUUGACAUUGUAAAGGCAACAGCCGCAUUUAGGGGCCUAGUGACGCAGUGCCAGGAUCUGCGGAAGCGCAAGAACCUGGAGCUCCAGAUUUUGUCAGAACCAGUGCGGGCCUGGGAGGGAGACAGCAUGAAGAGCCUGGGUCACGUGGCCUACAUGUCUCAGGUCCACGUGAAAAACGGAUCCAGUGAGGAAAAAGAGGAGCGCUAUCUAAUGCUUUUCCCCAAUGUGUUAGUCAUGCUUUCUGCCAGUCCCCGGAUGAGUGGCUUUAUUUAUCAGGGACGACUGCCCCUGACAGGCACCACAGUAACAAGACAUGGGGAGGAUGCAGACAAUGCCCACUAUGCCUUUGACAUCACAGGAGGCAUUAUCGACCGUAUUACAGUGUUCUGUAGCAGUGCCCAGGAGUUACAGGAGUGGCUAGAGCACCUUCAGCCCUUUACCAAAGGUGUCAGCCCUGCAGGCACCAUCUCAAAGACUGUAGAAGGCAAGCCGCUGAGCAUGGUCGGUACCCCCACUCACCUGCCCCUCCCGGGCAACCUCAGUGUUGUCAGUCGUGGCCCCCUAGAGCCACCGAAGAUCAGCAAGCCCUGGUCUCUCAGCUGCCUGCGUCCUGCACCUCCCCUCAAGCCCUCUGCUGCCCUGGGAUACAAAGAGAGGAUGUCUUAUAUCAUGAAGGACUCCAGCAAGAGCCCGCGGCCCAUGAAGAAGUUCCUGCCAGGCAACAGGAAGAAAGACCGCAAGCCCUCUGAUGACGAGGUUCAGACUAGGAAAAGCACAGCCGCCCUGGAGGAGGACGCUCAGAUACUGAGGGUGAUUGAGGCGUACUGCACGGGAGCCAGCCUGCACCAGACCACCACAGCGGUGCGGAAAGAGUGUGUCCCUCAGGUGCUUCUGCCAGAGGAAGAGAAGAUCAUUGUGGAGGAGAUGAAGAGCAACGGCCAGACGGUUAUUGAGGAAAAGAGCCUGGUUGAUGCUGUGUAUGCUUUAAAGGAUGAGGUUCAUGAACUGAAAAAGGAGAAUAAAUGGAUGAAGCAGUUUCUGGAGGAGGAGCAAAAGUCUCGCAAAGAGCUGGAGAGAGUGGUUCGAAAACUGGCCAAGCAGAAGAAUGAUUGUACUUGGGAUGACGGCAGCCACUGAACACAUCCAUACGACCAUCCUCGUUCUAGUGUGGCUGUGUGUAUGUGUGUGUAUGGGUACAUUUAUGUAUGCAUGCUUGUGGAGGGGUCAGGUGUGUAUGUGUGUGUAUUUGUCUAUCCAUAUCUUGUCUUCAUAUUUCAAUCACGCAUAGCAGAGUUGGACCUGCCUCUCUGACGAUGAUGCUUGGGAGUUUCUUCGCUUCAAGUGCUGGAGCUCGAUGUGACGUUUCGAUGAAAUCUUACUCUGUCUUCCUGAUCCAGCCUCACUAGAUGAGACCACACAUAUGCCUCUUCAUGAAGCAGCUCAGCUAAACUAAGACUGAUCCCGUGGGAUGUUUUGUCAAAACAUACGGCCUCUUGGCGACUGGCACUGUGAACACUCCCCAGCAAACCCAACAAUUUUGGACAAGAACAAAACAAGUUCUCUGCUGCUUCUUUCGCUUCUGUUGGAAAUAGAAAAGGAGUACAAAGCCAUCCAAGUCCAAUAGGUGUUCUCCUGCAUGCACUUCUGUUACAAAGCGGACUUAUUUUCUUCCCUUCACAUCAUGACUUUGUAACUGUUAUGUUGUAUUUGUCACAAAGACGCCCAAUUGGGAAAUGGAUUAAUUGAGCUUUCAUGAGCUUGUGCAUUUUUGUAAGAUUCUAGACAUUCAUAAUUCAAGUUUCCAGGCUGUUUUUGUUGGUGUUUAAACAAUCCAAACAGGUUUGCUCAUCCUUCAGUUGUUUCCAAAUGCAGCCCUUCACUGUUUAUUUAAAAAAAAAACUUGCAUGAAUGUACAGUGUUUCUACAGUAUGAAUUCUGCAUCAGAAAUGUGAUAAUCAAGAUAUAUAGUCCAAAGCUAUCAGGGAUGCAGCUGCAUAAUAGAAUAGAAAAAGCUAAACUAUGUAUCAUUUAUUAUACAAGAGUAUGCAAAUAAUGACAAAGAUGUCAACCCUACUCUACUUCUUACUAAAAUGUAUUCAAGUAUCAUUUUAACAUAUUAAUUACAUAGCCUUGCUUUAUUUUGGAUUUUUUUUUUUAAUCUUCUUUAUUUAUUGUUCACCCAAGCAUUUAAUUGUGAUUUUAGCCUUAUAGAUAUAAUUUUGCUGCCUUUACAUCAGUCUGGAAUUUUAUGAAACUACACUGAUGUGUAAAGACAAAAACAAAUAUCCUUGUUUCCUGUGUUUUCACCACAAAAGAGGAAGAAUUAUGAAAUUUAAUAAUGAGUCUGAAUGAGAAUUCAGAGGUUUUUGUUUGCAGCCUCUCAGCAGGCUCCUGCAGAGCUGAUGGAUACAGACUGAGGAAAUAAACAGAGGCAGAUUUGUUUGUGGGUGUAGAGUAGAGCUCAACUGUUUAAGUGCCUCCCGAAGGGGUCGAUAAACUUAAAAAAAGAGUUUAAGACCAGACUGGGACUAAAUGCAUGAUUUAUGAUAUUGAAAGUGUAACAGAUGGUUUGUUGUAAUAUUUCAAGAAGAAUGGCUCAAGCUUAAUGGGUAUAUAUAUAUCGGGUCUGAAUAACAUACAGGGCUUUGAAUGGUAUUUAAGGACCCACAGCGGUACAUUUCCUCAUGAGGUUUAGUGUGUGUGCACUGUCAACACUGUUAUCUACUCUUGCUGCACUGCAGAGCAGCAGUAGAUGCUAGUGAAAUGCAAUAAGUGACUGCUUUAUUGGCUGACCUCUGGGUUAGACUCAGCAUGGUGGGCCAGAUCUGGAGAAUUGCAAUAAUAAUGAAUGAAUUAACCCAAUUUAUUAACCAAAAAGGGCCAAGACCAUGUGGUUCAGCCACCACACAGUUAGGCUAUUCGUUGUUUUCCAUUUGCCUUUUGUUUAAUCAAGUCUCUUGGUAUUGAUGAUUGUUUAAAGGUCACUGACCAGGUCCUAAUUUCCAUCACAAAUGAUGCAAAAUGUAAUAAUAUUGUAAUACUGUACAAUCCUUGUCUGCGAAGUGCAGUUUUUGAGUGCACCUCUAUUACAAGGAGGUCAGAGCACUGUGCAGGGUACAAGGCAGCACUGGCACAUCUGCAGCAGAGUCGGUGUCUUGCUCAAGGGCACUUUAGCGAGGAAUAACUGCUUGCUCGGGUGCUGACCUUUUAGUUGCUAUUCCUGUUGGGACACUUACAGAGAGUCUGCUUCCUGUACAGAUGUGUGACUGUCUCAACAUAUGUUCGCUGUUGAAAUUAAUAUUAUUGCUGUUCCCGUGAUCUAAAUCGUUUUCAUUAAGUACCACAUACUCUAGUUUUCAAUUCCCAAAAUCCUCAGUGAGCACUUACUGGUGGGAGGGGGGUUGAACUCCGGUUUCGUCUUGUUCAUCUUGUCUCCAAACCACUGUGUGUAUUGUUUUUGAGAGGUUGUUCUAUGCAAUUGUUGUUGCAAGUAUUGUAAUGCUUUGUUUUUCUAGACACUCUGUACUUUGUGUUUGGUAUGGUCAUUCUUUUAUUAAAAAUUUAAUAUAAUAA